AGGUAUCAACGCGCUCUCUUUGCAUGAGCAUUUCUGUGUAACUUCAGUUUCUACGUCUUCACGUCACCCGUCUGCAACGAUGCCGUCUCCGAAAUGCUUUGUUUCGCUGUCCAAGCCACCAGCGAAGAAGCGGCCAUUUGUCAAUAUCUUUAAUCACCAGGUCGACCUCAUCCUCCCCACCGACAUUUACGACAUCAUCUCCAAAUCGCUGCACUCAUGUCCGUCCCUUACGGCUCCGCCGACGUACCACCGGCUCGUAAUGCCUCUCGGCGCGAUCCUGGAACCUGAUUUCUUCAACACUUAUAUCAAGUCUGGCAACAUCCUCCUCCUCUCUCACGGGCGUCUCGACGUCGACAACAUCUUCACCCUCUCCGAUGGCGUGCUACGCAUGUCACUCGACACCGAGGCCUACGAGCGCGCCGGCCUGCAAGGACAGCCCUCAAAGUUCGGGAAUGGGCCUGGCGUUAUGAAGCGGCGGCGUUUUGUGGUGGAGCUGAACCUCCGCUCGCCCAGCUACCUUACCAACUCCAAACAAUUCAACCGUCUCAAGCGAGCCUGCGACGCCGUCUUCUCUUCGCCGCAGCCCUUCCUCUUCGCCGACCUCUUCUCCCCCGCUCCGGCCUCAAUCCCGAGUGUGGUGCAGCAAUUUCCCGCUCGCACCGCAACGCCCGAAGUCUCCGCCCUCGCAGACAUCAGCAUCCCCACCUUCGUCGCGCCGCCUGGCAGCACCCCCCACGGCGGCGGGAAGUCGGCAGAGGCAAACUACCACCGCGAGGUAUGGCGCGACUGGGCGAUGGAGGUGUACGAGUACCUCUCGCUUGUUCUCCUGGGCGCGGACCGGCUGCGUGCGGACGACAGCGUGGAUCCGUAUCUAUCCACGUAUGCGGUUGAGAAUGCGGCUGUGGGGAGUGUGACGAGGGUUAGGCUCAGAGGAUUGGUCUCGGCGAAGUGGGUGGAGGAGCUUUGGGCGACUGUUGAAGGGCUGUUCGAGGGGAGGGAGGAGUGGGUGGGCAUGGUGGUGCAUGGGUUCGAUGAUGUCCCGUUUGGGCCCAUUGGGAAGCAGAGGGGCGGGCUGGAGGCGUGUGGAAGUGCGUAUACCGUUCUCAAGCUGCCUGGUGAUGGCGGAGUGAUGGUGUGGGAUAUUGCCGGGGGACAGAGUGAGUGAUGAAGAGAGUUACAUAGAGAAUACUUUGGGUUCAUUGCUGCA
Tricharina praecox is the source of this 1207-nucleotide messenger RNA. RefSeq names its product ribonuclease P 40kDa subunit-domain-containing protein. The transcript has 3 exons. Gene Ontology annotation, molecular function: ribonuclease P activity; ribonuclease MRP activity. Gene Ontology annotation, biological process: tRNA 5'-leader removal; endonucleolytic cleavage in ITS1 to separate SSU-rRNA from 5.8S rRNA and LSU-rRNA from tricistronic rRNA transcript (SSU-rRNA, 5.8S rRNA, LSU-rRNA); tRNA 3'-end processing. The coding region runs from base 80 to 1165 and encodes 361 amino acids. The record is from RefSeq and is a predicted model, not a curated record. NCBI's taxonomy places the organism in Eukaryota, Fungi, Ascomycota, Pezizomycetes, Pezizales, Pyronemataceae. Gene Ontology annotation, cellular component: multimeric ribonuclease P complex; ribonuclease MRP complex.